Molecule: messenger RNA, 1982 nt
Organism: Scaptodrosophila lebanonensis
Lineage: Eukaryota; Metazoa; Arthropoda; Insecta; Diptera; Drosophilidae
Exons: 3
Coding region: 61-1590 (509 amino acids)
Source: RefSeq, a predicted model, not a curated record
CGUGUGCCCGAACGCUCCUGGAAGAUUAUCUAUUGGCGAAGAAAGAAAAAAAAAAAGAAAAUGUCUGCAGACUUCCAAUCCAACCAAGGCGCUCUAUCUGAUGGCGACGCCAAAGCCGAAGAUGAAGGACUUGCCAAAUUAGACGCGUUUUCUGCUGCAGCUUUCGAUGACAAAGGAGGUGCAGCAUCUGGUUCUUUAGAUUCUAGCGCUCAUGGAGACUCAUCUGAUAUCAAUAUAGACGCUGUGUUUGGUGUCGAUGAAAGUUCAGCCUCUGCUGCUGAUGGAGGCGCACCUUCUGCUGCCGAAAUAGACGCAGCUCCUCGUGCUAAUGCAGGCGAGGAAUAUGAUGCCAAUUUAGGCGCAGAUUAUGCUGCUAUGGAAGGCGUAGCUUCUGGAAAUGCAGGCACACCUCGUGCUUAUGCAGGCAUCGGAUCUGAUUUCUCUUCAGACGCAGAUCAUGAUGAUUUUGAAGAAGCAGGUUCUGUUAUGUUUGCAGAUACACCUCCUGCUGCUUACGAAGACGUAGUAUCUAGUCCCCAUUUAGGCGCAAACUCGAAGGCCUUAGGCGCCGUCCGCAAGACACCGUCGCUUGCUUUUGACGAUUUAUCGUCUGGUUUCGAUAUGGGAACACAUUGUAGUACUUUCGACGACAUCGAUAUUGAUGCCAAUGAGGACGGCGCUUUUGGUGUGAACAUAAACUUGGCUUCUAAUGCCAAUGAAAUCGCAGCUUCUGCUGCGUUGGCAAACGCGCCUUAUUAUAAUGACGAUAAUGGGGCUUUUGAGGACGCAGCUGCUAAUGCUGCUGGCAGUAAUGGCGUUGAUCCGGACUCAGCUGCUAACGAUAGCUUCUGUGAAUCGCUGAUGGAAACUGCCUCCCGCUUGGCCUUGAUUUUACGCGAUGCCUUCUUUGAGAGGAUUGCCAACAACAGCAGCGAUGUUGGCAACAAUGGCGCUGCUGCAAACGAUGGCAAUGCCGAUGGUGUCCGUACAGUCAACGCUGCUCAGCUCGACGAGGGUAAUGCUGCCACUGACAUGGAUGAAGGCGAAAUGUUGGGAGCUGUGGGACCGCCACCGGAUCAGCCAGCACAGGUUCCGGCAAUAUUUGGUUCUUCACCGGCCGGCGCCGUUUUGUGUUUCCAACUCUGCCAUAUGCUGGCACAGGCUAACUAUCGCGGACCCGAAAUGUUCCGGGUGUUGUUUGAGGCCCAGCUAGACGAUAUUACAAAAUUAUCGCUAAACAAAUUGCAGGCCCACGUAGCGGAAUGCCAGCAGUUCCUUCAGUAUAUGGAGGAUGAAUAUAAAGAGGUGUCGACCAGACUGGUGGUGAAAUAUCAUGAGCAGUUGGCAGCCAUAAGUAUCGGCUUUGGCUUGCAGCCCGGACAGGUGCCGACAGAGCCCGAACAAGCUCGCGUCUACCACAAUCAAUAUGCGCGUAUUGUGUCGCAUUUAUGCGAUGACUUGGCCAUAAUCCUCGAUUUCUAUAACAUUGACGAUAUCGAUGAGGUCACCGGCACUGCCGACUUCAUCAAUGACCUCAAGAAGACUAUGGAACAGCAGAUGGUUACGCUUCUCAACUUAUACUCUAACUAAAACACAUUCUGCAGACAAACGCACCCUUAAAUAGAAAGAAUACAUGUUUCGAUCUACGAGUAUUUGCUUUCUCCGCUAGCAUAUACCAUAUACACUUUUCAAAAAAGGCGGAUGUCUUCAGGAUAUACAAAAUGCAAUAACAUAAGACAACACAUUCUGCUCGAAUGCGCUCUGAAAUCGGCAAACUUUUAAACAAUUAACACUAAGUCUAGGGUAGAAAGCAGAGUGCACCUCGCCCACACACACACACACGCACACGUACACUACAAUUGCCAGACGAGUGUUACAUGGCUCGAGGCACAAACACAAUUUGUAACAUUUUUCCAAACGGAUAAUGACGAACAUUUUAAUCAUAAAAUAAACCCGAGUCCCCUGUCUGGGCGACCCACGGA